Molecule: messenger RNA, 1821 nt
Organism: Mycotypha africana
Lineage: Eukaryota; Fungi; Mucoromycota; Mucoromycetes; Mucorales; Mycotyphaceae
Product: UDP-N-acetylglucosamine diphosphorylase
Exons: 2
Coding region: 117-1556 (479 amino acids)
Biological process (GO): UDP-N-acetylglucosamine biosynthetic process
Molecular function (GO): UDP-N-acetylglucosamine diphosphorylase activity
Source: RefSeq, a predicted model, not a curated record
UUUUUUUUUUUUGUUUCCUUUUAUUUCUCUUCUUUUCUUUUUUUCUUUUCAAUUUAUUGCUUCUGCAACUCCCCCAUUUUUCAUCAACAACACUUCUUCUAUUUCGCUCGUAAAAAAUGACUGUGGAUUAUCAAGGACUCCGAGACACGUUUGAAGCCGCUGGUCAAGGUCAUAUUUUCGCCUUUUUCGAACAAUUAACUGCUGCUGAACAAGAAGAAUUCUUGAGUCAAUUAGCACAAAUUGACGUGGAAGAAGCCACGAAAACGGCCAAGAAGGCAUUGGAGAAGCAUGGUCAACCAGAAGAGGCGUGUGCUUUUGAACCUAUUCCUGAAGAUGUGAUUGUGGACGUAGAAAAUAACCGUAACCGUGACGCUUGGUUCGCAAUGGGUAUGGAUUUGAUUAGAAAGAACCAGGUCGCCGUCAUUUUGAUGGCAGGUGGUCAGGGUACUCGUUUGGGUUCUCCUGAUCCUAAGGGUUGUUACAAUAUUGGCCUUCCCUCAGGCAAAUCCUUGUUUCAGUUACAAGCCGAACGUAUUCGUCGUCUCCAAACUUUAGCUGCUACCGAUGGUCAAGAUGCCGUCAUUCCAUGGUACAUCAUGACUUCAGGACCCACCGACAAACCCACUCGCGAUUUCUUUACCAAGAACAACUACUUUGGAUUGAAUCCUGAAAACAUUAUUUUCUUCCAACAAGGCGUGAUGCCUUGUUUCACUCAUGACGCCAAAUUUAUGCUUGAAGGAAAGGGAAAGCUUGCUGUGGCUCCUGAUGGUAAUGGUGGUAUUUAUGGCGCUCUUCACAAAGAAGGUGUCAUUAAAUCAUUAAAGGAAAGAGGCAUCCGUUAUUCCCACUGUUACUGCGUUGACAACUGUUUGGCUCGUGUCGCUGACCCCGCUUUCAUUGGUUAUUGUGCUUCUCGUAACACCGAUUGUGGUAUUAAGGUCGUACCAAAGAGUCACCCUGAAGAGCCUGUCGGUGUCGUCGCUCGUCGUAACGGUAAAUACGGUGUCGUUGAGUAUUCCGAAAUCAGUGCUGAACUUGCCCACAUGCGUCAAGAAAACGGUCAACUUGCCUUUGGUGCUGCCAACAUUGUCAACCACUUCUUCUCCACCGAAUUCUUGGAACGUGUUCCUUCUUUUGCUCAUGAGUUGCAAUACCACGUCGCUAACAAAAAGAUUCCUCAUAUCGAUACCACCACCGGUGAAUUUGUCAAACCAACAAAACCCAACGGUAUCAAAUUAGAACGUUUUGUUUUCGAUGUCUUUGGUCAUAGCAACGCCUUUAGCGUACUUCAGGUCAGCCGUGAUGACGAAUUCUCUCCUUUGAAGAACGCGCCCGGUGCUGGUGUCGAUUGUCCAGAAACAUCCAGAGCGGCUAUUUUGGAUCAAUCCAGACGUUUCAUUCAAAAAGCAGGCGGCCACUUUAAGGAUGACACCAUUGAAAUUGAAGUCUCACCUUUACUUUCUUACGCCGGUGAAAACUUGGAAGCCGUUUCAGGCAACACCAUCCAACGAUCAGGUAUUCUGACCAACUUGGAAGAUAUUGCUUUAGCACUCUAAAAAAAAAAAGAAAAAAAAAGCAAUGAAUAUCAUCAUAUCCCCCCACCCCACCCCCACCCAAGUUUACUUUUUUUUUUAUCCCUUCGUUUUCUACCUGUUUAGAUCUUACAAACUAAUGCAUCCAAUCAUCUCUCUUUUUGCUCCGUUCCUUUUUUCUUUUUUUACAAAUUGUAAUAUUCCUCUCUCUCUCUCUCUCUCUCUCUCUCAAAGUCACUUUGCUCUUUGUAUAUUCCCAAGUUAAAACCCCCCCUCCUUUUUUUCGUUU